CACUCCGUUUCGGGCUUCGCUUCGUUGCCGACCCCGCUGCGUGCGGAGCGGACCUUGGGCGGCGGGGACAGGGGCAGGUUCCCCGGGAGGGCUCUUCCCCGCCCCGCCAUGGAAAGCGGGAUGCUGUCUCGCACGCAGCAGGCGCUGAUCCGGGAGAGCUGGCGGCGGGUGAGCUGCAGCCCUGUGCAGAACGGCGUCGUCCUCUUCUCCAGGUUGUUCGAUCUGGACCCUGACCUGUUGCCCCUUUUCCAGUACAACUGCAAGCGGUUCGCCAGCCCCCAGGAGUGCCUGGCCGCUCCCGAGUUCCUGGAUCACAUCCGGAAGGUGAUGCUGGUGAUUGAUGCAGCUGUCAGCCACCUGGAGGACUUGUCCUGCCUGGAAGAAUAUCUCUGCAACCUCGGCAAGAAGCAUCAGGCAGUCGGUGUGAAGGUUGAGUCCUUCUCGACAGUUGGCGAGUCUUUGCUGUACAUGCUGGAGAAGUGCCUGGGUGCUGCCUUCAGCCCGGAUGUGAAGGAGGCCUGGAUCAAACUCUACAGUGCAGUGGUGAAAGCCAUGCAGGGUGGCUGGGAGGUCCUCCCAGAGGGAGACUAGCCCCAGACCUGACCCUGCACAGGGUGAGCUCUAGUCCUCUCUGCCUCUCUCCACCUCAUUCUGUCUCUGCACACCAGCCCACCUCCUCCAGCCACAUGUGCCAGGUUCUCUUUGUGAUCUCACCUUGCUUUGACACCGCCAUGUCCCUGCUGUUCCUGGUGGCCACAGGGUAUUUCCCUGUAGCCCAGAGUGUCCAGCACAGCACCACCACCCAGUGUCAGGUUCCUGUGGGCCAGCAUCUGUAGCUGUGCUUUGGCCUUCUACUGGCUCCCUGCCCUCCUUUUGCUGCCCAUCCCCAUAAGAUGACCACUGGUGAUGACCUCUCAAGCCCCACAGCGAGCUCUCAUCCUGCUCUGCUACUUACCUGGCAUCACCCUGGGCAGUGAUCUUGUGCUCCUCUGCCCUGUUGAGAGCCUUUUCCUGUGUGAGGCUGGUUGCAGUGUAGUGUGUUCCCUGGGAGCAUUUCCAGUGGUGGGAGAUGGCAUUAAUGCCAAGGUAAGGCUGCUUUCAGUGAUAUAGGCUGCUGCCCAGAAGGGUUCCUGUUGACUUGGCCAGUCAAUUUUAUUGAGAGAGCUGGCUGAAGUGCACCAGCAGCAGUGCUUAUUUGAUGUUUUGUAUUAAGAAGAAUAAGGCAAAUACAAGAAAUGAUGUCUUAAAAUAACAGUGAAGGUUGCAAUCAUGUCAUGGCAACAGCUUCUAGAAAUGAUUCUGGCUCUUGGCCAGGGGAAGCAUGGCUGGAAUUUCUCUGCUCAUGCUGGCAGGACCUGGAGUGCUUCCCAUCUGCACACAGUGCCCAUCUGCAGAACUUCUUCACCAUGCAGAAAUAACUCCACCAUACCUGAGACACAGCCACCAAGGAGGGGAGAAGGCACACGGUUAGCACAGAGCAGCAGGGCCAUGUUAGGGCACCUGCCAGAAAGCAUCUGAGGACAUGGCUGGGAAGCAGCACCUGCAUACUCCAAGGGAGCUGAACUUGAUGUCUAUGGGGAAGUCAUCACAGGGUAAGGACAAGGAGCAAGUGCUCAUCUACAGCCAGUGCCCUUUUUCACUGCUCCUUCAGGGCAGGAGCCCAGUGUUUGGGGUUGUGAUUGUCCCUCUUGUGACACAUCCCUCCUGUGCUGACCUAUCCUCCCUCUGGGCAGGAGGGCACUCCACCAGACAUGUCACUACCUCCCUGUCCCCUGCCCUGUGGUGCUGGUGGGGGUGCUGAGCACACAGCAAGGACCCUGAUUGUGAGGGGACUGGUGUCAGGGCAGAGCCAUAUGUGCCACGCACGCUGUCCUCCCCAUGAUAGCAGGCUGUGCUCCUGCAGUCUAGUACAGGGCAGGAGGGGAGGGAAAUGGGGCAGCUCCUGUUGCAGCCCUGAUCUGUAGCAUCAGCACCAUGGGCAGGAACACUCUGAACCUACGUGGCAGGUAGAUGGGUGUGUGAGAGAUGGAGUGUGUGCUACUGCAAGAAAUGGUCCCCUUGUCCUUUAGCUUUCCUUCUUCUUUUGUGCCAUACUUUGUGUGAUUCCUGGGGGAAACAAAUUGUCUGUGUGCCUCUCUUAUACCCAUCUGUGCUGUUUAAUAAAGAACAAUUGAGAGUCUC
Molecule: messenger RNA, 2181 nt
Organism: Coturnix japonica (Japanese quail)
Lineage: Eukaryota; Metazoa; Chordata; Aves; Galliformes; Phasianidae
Gene: NGB
Product: neuroglobin
Molecular function (GO): oxygen binding; heme binding
Source: RefSeq, a predicted model, not a curated record